AUGUAAUAUAUCGGCAAGUGCUAUAAAGAUUCUGCUGAAAACAAAUUUGUGUAGGGUAAGUCAGGUUAGAGUAGUGGAUACUUGGAAUCCGGAAACACCGACUACUGACAAGACAAAAGAUCACAAACCCUUAACAGAUUUGGGAGUAAAGGUAAAUACAGAUAAUCUUUCUACAGAGCAGUGUAAGGAAGUAUAUGGUGUUUUAGAGAAAUGGUGUGGGUUGUUUUCUACAUCCCCGACCGAUCUCGGGCGGACGGAUGUGGUGAAACACGAGAUACACUUAAUGACAGAGGUACCCUGCAGAGAACCCCCAGAAAGGUAUGGUACCUGGGUAUCUCCCCAACAAACCCAGGUCUGGUAUGUAUGACAAGGAGAAAAUGUCACAGGUGGUGAAAAGUCAAGUGUAAACAGAUAGCCAUGCUAUGACCUUGAAUUGCUAGUAUUACAUAAUGGUCACUAUGAUAUUUAUGUGUACCUAGAUGCUGCGCACUGAAUGGUGUUAAUGAUAAUUGACAGAAUGAACUCUGUGACUCUUGUAGCAAUGCGUAGUAUUCCUAAAUGAUGUUAUGAAACCAGGUGCAUAAUACGGGCAUAAUAAUAUCCAAAUUGAGAGUUUAACAACAUGUGACAUAUUUGGCGAUUCUGUGUCUUCAACGAUAGCUCUAGUACUCUAUAUUGAGUCAUGUAUUGUGUAUUCUAUAUAUUAACCUUUGUAACCUUUUAUGUCGUGUAUGAAUGAACGUAUUGUGAGUAAGUGAUGCCUCAUACUAGGUGGGGGACUCCGAGACCCAGGACUCGGAGACUCACAUCCUGCAUCCAGAUUCUUUGAUUGGCAGUUUUGACAGUUUUGUUACUUUAUUUAGAAAUAAAAUAUUAAUCUUAAUUUUGAACACUAAAUGUUCACUCAUGAUCAUCGUAAAUGGGCCGAACUAGUCAGAACUGUCCAUCAUAAGUAAAAUGUUAUAUAUACCCAUGUAAAAUGAUGUUGAACAGAUUUAGAUUUAGAGAUUCCGCUUAUAGAUAGAUUCUGAGACUCCUGAUUUGGGCUGCUAUUAGCUGAUGUAAUUGUAACUAUACGAUCACGCUUAAUAAAACCGCUUGAGAAAGAAAUACUGGACUUGUCAUCUAUAAGCUUGAGCUGACCCUCAAUAGGAUCCUGUAAGACAGAAGGCUUACACAAGUCUCAACCGGGACUCGAACCCAGGGCCUCUGGCGUAUCGUGCCAGUGCUCUAACCACUGAGCUAUUGAGACCCGAUAUAUUGAUUGACAGUCACACACCUGUGAACCCGGUGACAAAUUCAUGCAGAAAACCACAAAUUGGCUUUUUACUAAUGUGUCAGAAAAUGAUGUACAUACAGUACAUAUGAUCAUGGUUGUUUCUGUUUCAAAAAAGAUGAUAGUGUAAAGAUCUGUUGACCAUGUCAGAAAGCGCUACGACCCCCUGGGUGAUCGGCCCGGGCAGUGUGGUGGAACUCUCCUGUGACACGUUUAUGGUGAAAAACCAGACUAAAAUAGACUUCACCAAUGGUGAAUAUGGAGGAAUCCCCUUUAAUUUAAUCAUUAAUACUGUUGGAUGGUUGCUUCUCAUUCUGCUGUUUACUGUAAUGAGGAAGCUUGCCUGGGACUAUGGAAGAAUUGCUUUGGUCAGCAGAACCGAAGAAAACCAGAAUUUGAAUACCAACAGCCAAUACAAUGUGUGGACCUCUCUCUUCUAUGGUGACCAUGACGAUGACACCAAUAAGAUGCAGGGCUCCGUGGAAUCCCUGGACGCACACCUCCACAAACAUGACAGUAAUGUGUGCUCCUGGAUUCCUGCCUUUUUUAGAGUCAAAGAUAAAGAUAUCCUGAAGAAGAGUGGACAGGACGCCAUUCAGUACCUGACGUUUCAGCGGUACCUGAUCAUCUAUACCACCAUCGUGAUGGUUCUAGUGGUAGCCAUUAUUGUACCGGUCAACUUCUCUGGAAAUAACAUUGGGAACAAAACAGAUUUUGGGCAUACAACAAUUGGGAAUCUGGAUCCUGAUUCGCCCUUGCUGUGGGUCCACGCAGUGCUUGCCGUGGCCUUCCUGAUUUUACUGGUUGGUCUGAUGCGACACUUCCAUGUGAACCUGGAGUUCGAGGAAGAUGAACAGGUGUCACGGACACUGAUGAUUUCUGGGAUUCCAAAAGACAAGUGCUUCAAAAACCAGAUCACACAGCAUUUUGAAGAAGCCUAUCCAGAAGCCAGUGUGGUUGAUGUCCAGUUUGCCUACAACAUCUCGGAUCUUGUUAAAUUGGAUAAGAAUAGGAGAGUAGCAGAAGAGGCUUUACUUGUGUCCAAAAUGGAAUACGAUAAAACUGGAAUCCGUCCAACCAUGACACCGGUCACAUGUGGGCGAUGUUGUUGCUGCUGCACUUCCUGUGGGUGUCAAGAGGUGGAUGCUAUUGAGCAUUAUGAGUCUGUAGCCUUAGAGUAUCGGGAGAAAUGUGAGAAAGAGAAAGUGACUGCAUACCAGUCUCCUGCAGGCAUUGCCUUUGUCACCUUCCACAUGGAUAUCAUGGCUGCCAGGGUGAGGAGUGACUUUGAGGACUCGUGUAAGGGGACCAGUAACCCCCAGAACUCCUCGCUCAGUGAGGACCUGAUGGUUUGGUCCUGGAACGUACAUUACGCUCCGUCACCCGAGAAUAUCUACUGGGAGAACCUGUCCAAAUCCAAGUGGAAGUGGUGGAUUACCGCUAUCAUCGUUAACCUGAUCCUGUUAAUUAUCCUGUUUUUCUUCACUACUCCUCUGAUUAUAAUUAACAGCCUUAAUGAAUUUGAGUACCUCAAACCUAUACAGGAGCACAGUCCAGCGUUGGUCGAGUUCCUACCUACGCUGUUACUGUGGACUUUCUCCGCGUUACUUCCAACUGUAGUGUAUUACUCUGACUCAACAUUCAUAGGUCAUUGGACAAGAACUGCUGAGCACCAUGUGAUCAUGGUAAAGACAUUUAUCUUCCUGCUGUUGAUGGUGCUUGUCCUGCCCUCUCUAGGACUGACAAGUGUUAAAGCCUUGUUCCAGUGGUUUGUUCUGGACAAAGAGUCCUCAUUUAGAUGGAGGUGUAUAUUUGUGGCUGGACAUGGCGCCUUCUUUGUAAAUUACGUCAUUACGGCAGCUUUCAUUGGUACAGCUUUAGAGUUAAUUCGCUUUUCAGAGCUAUUCAUGUAUGCUCUCAAGCUUUCACUUGCUCAUUCCUCAGCUGAAAAGACAGCAGUUAGAAAGGCUGUGGUUUGGGAGUUCCAGUAUGGCUCCCAGUACGCCUGGAUGCUGUGUGUGUUUGCCGUCAUCAUGGCCUACAGCCUUCUCUGUCCCCUGGUUGUCCCUUUUGGAUGGGUGUACAUGAUUUUAAAACAUGCAGUGGACAGAUACAACAUUUACUUUGCCUACAAGCCAUCAAAAAUCAACAAAAAGAUCCACUCUUCCGCCAUUAAUUUUGUCACCGUGGCAACCAUUCUGCUCCAAUUCAAUGUUGUCUUCUUCACUGCUCUCAGAUCAGAGAUCAGCUUUAGUAAUGAGAAAGUGAACCCCGUGUUUGUCUUCUCAUCUGUGGCCCUCUUUAUGUCCAUCGUGGUUUUCGUGGGGCGGGUCUGUUUCGGUUGGUUUAAGAAUCUGUCCUCGGCCACCCGCAGAUACAGGAAAAAUGACAAGGUACCUGAUGAAAAUUCUACUCAAAAUCGUCCCGGUGUAGAAUCACCCCAUCAAUUUGUGGAACAAGAGCAAAGAGCAAAUUCCCCAGAAUCUUCGAACAAGCCAUUUGUUGCUGGUGUGCUGUUGGAUAGUGCAACACCAUCAGUGAGCAGCUCUAGUCGCCUAGCAACCUCCUACGGUACGAUGUCUGGUGCCACGAAUGUCAACCAGGAGAAUGAUGAAAUCAACACAAAUGGUGUUCACUAUGUCCAGUAAAUGAACUUGAACCUUACCACUGAACACCAAAAGUUAUCACCAGUUUUGUACAACUGUAUGAACACCAAUGGGUGUUCACUGUGUCCAGUUUAUGACCUCCAUUAUUGAAACUGAAAACAAACAGUGCUUUUUAUGCUUGGUGAAUCAAUAGUUAUAUGUAUAACUACAUGACAUGCUAUGGAGUUAAAGGGUUUAGAAGAUGUAAAACUAGAAUACCGGUAAAUGAUCUUAAAUCUUAAAUGGUGGUCACCAUGUCAAGCAUGACCAUUUUACAAACAAAAAAACCUACCACCAAUGUAUGUCCAUGCAAUUGAACCAGAGAAUUCUAGGGUGCAAAAACGAAACCCAUGGUCUUCAUUGUACCUAGCUUUAAUUUUUACAUUUUAAAAAAAUCAAAUUAUGGAGCAAAACCAAUGACUUAACCUGGAAAAACCCAAUUUAUUUCAGAUGUUGUUACAUAGUGCAAUACAAAUUGAGGGUAAUAAAAAAGUCAUAAAUUAAUAUAUACCGGGUAGUUUAUAUUGUCUGAAAGAGAAAAUCUUUUUCAUAUUGUGCUUAUUAAUACUGAUCAAAAGGUUUUUUUUAAAAUGAUUUAAUAUAUGUUGUUAAUUUAUCCUUUGUUCUAAAAUAUAUUGGUUAUUAUUAGUUGAAAAACCAGAAAACUUUGUCUGAUUUGUGGUGUAUGUACUUGCAUAAUAUGUUGGAUGUCUGUUGAAAGUUGUGCUGCAAAUGAAAUGCAUGAUUACUGUACAAAAUGUGCAUUUUUAGCAUAAAUACAUGUACAUGUAUUGCUAUUAUUAUAAUGAGGAUCUUAGAAUGAAUUUCAGCCUUUCUGCUUCUUCUAAAUCUACUUUCUUCACUAAAUUUUAUAUGUUUGGCUAGUACCGGUACAUGUUCAUCUGCAAGUAAUAAUAUUAUGUUAAAAUGCUGAAAAAUGUGACUUUCAGCAGAAGUGCAUGUAAUCUAUCUCUCUUUCUGCCUGUCUCUCUCUCUAACUUGGCCAAUAAUUGGCUUUUCUUCAGUAUUUUAUGACAUGUAUAAAAAUCAUCAAAUAUCCAUUUUUAGUGAAGCUUAAAGUGUCUCUGUUGGUCUAAUUAUAGAACAUGUACUAGACUGUUGUCACAAAUUAUUUUCAAUCAGAUAUAUAAAGUUGUAUAAUUAUGUUGCAUUUUAGAACGUUUAAUACCUAUUCAAUGUGUGCAAUAUGUACACAUAUAUGUACAUUGCUGGUACAUUUUACAAGGCCAUUAUAUUCUUAUUUAUUGUUAAAGAUUUAUAGAGUUUAUGUAUAUCAAUUAUUUCAUGUUGUGUAUAUGUCUUAUGUUGCCGACAAUUAAAUCUAUGUCAAUUAUAAAAA
This is a messenger RNA of Magallana angulata, 5281 nucleotides long. RefSeq names its product CSC1-like protein 2. Lineage: Eukaryota; Metazoa; Mollusca; Bivalvia; Ostreida; Ostreidae. Gene Ontology annotation, molecular function: calcium-activated cation channel activity. The transcript has 25 exons. The record is from RefSeq and is a predicted model, not a curated record. The coding region runs from base 1420 to 3924 and encodes 834 amino acids. Gene Ontology annotation, cellular component: plasma membrane.